AUGUUCGUGCCGAAAGCAGGGUCCGCAACCACCCUGCGGAAUCCGCGAAGGCGUCAGCGUACGAGUUCUGGCGAGUCCAUCAAGGCACCAAGUGCUAAAAGGCAACGAUCAAUUCUAAGCCAAGAUGAUAAUCCUGAUACAGGAAUCCCAACAUAUGGUGCGCCAAAUCACAGAUCCUCGAUACCUACUGCGACCACUGAGGUUGACUCGACGCCCGCGCCUGGCGGCGAGAACCAAAAAAACAUUCCGAUAAGGACCUUCAACGCGACAGAGAAGCGAAAAAGCGAUGUUUUAGGCCCUAUCAUACUGUAUCUCAAUUGCCAUGUUUACCUGACCAAAUCCGAAACCUCCGUUCAGAAAAUUGCAGAUGUUCUUUCGCCGCCGGCCAUGGGUAUGGGCUUAUUAUCACUCAACUCGAGGCCAUCAUUUGGCCGUAUUCCACCAUGGUCUCAUCGCCCUUACCUACCGAUGGAUGCCAGCGAUGUAUCACCUUUGGGGGUGAUUUUAUCGACCGCGACCAGUUCUACCCCCGGAUUAAUGAUACUAAUGCCGCAUAAUGGAAGGAUCAUAUACUGGGAGACCGUGUCUUGCGCCGCAUCAUUAAGUCUUCCACGGCAAAAGCAAACAGGGCUUCAGGGAUAUGUCCCAGGGAUGCUUUCAGGUGAAUGUGCGACUGAUAUAGUGAACGCGGAGCCUUCAGGUGUUAUAGUCACAUUUUCUACUGGGCGAGUUGCUCAUAUUACCCUCAGAGAUUCUCAAGGAAAGCCGGCCGUGACCGUAAACUUCUUGAAGAAUCCACACAGCACUGGCGGAAUUGGAUUUCUUGACGGCAUCAAGAAUGUUUUCGGGGCCGGAUAUUGGAGAAAAAAAGUUGCCGCUGUGCGUGCAGGUGAAUCCUUUCAGCGGGGUCAGCGAGAUAUCAUAAUUGCAACUUCAGCAGGUCUGGUGGAAGUCUGGGAUACCCACUGGAAUAAUGGUAGUAUUCUCAAAAACCAAUAUGAUGUCAAAGAAGACCUACUAGCUGCAACCAGGAAGGAUGAAGCCUCUGACUAUGAAGUCAAAAUCUGGGAUCUUGCAGUUGUCACCAGUUCAUGUGAGGACAGCAGCAAUCCAUGGGAGAUAUCGGUACUGGUUGGCCUGUUCUCGGGGGUAACUAUACAAGGCGUGUUUGUGACUCGAUUGCGGCUCACUGACGGGGCUCGCGUUUUGUCAACAAAUCCUAUCAGUUUGCACACUUUUCCCACCGAUUCACUUCAUCUAGAGCCUCGGCUCUUCAUCCCCAAACCUCAUGAGACGGCAUUCAUUGUGAUUGGACAAUCUAUAAUCUUGCUGUCAUUAACGGACGCUGAAGGUACUUCGAGUUCACAGCUCCUAAUUGACAAUGGCCAGCCACGGACAUUCCACGACUCGAUCAACUUCCGCUCUGGACAGGCCUAUGAGAUACUAGGGUCAGGAUUCGAAGAUCAAAGUGAGGAGUAUGCGAACCCUUCUUGCUUGCUUAUGAUUCGAGAGUUCGGUGUAGUCCGUAUCACUGCGCUACCUCGGCAGGAAACCGCGGAGACUGCGCGAAUCUCGGCUCAGCAUAAACUCGAGCAAGCUGUAUUCUACGGUACGAUGUUAGGCAACCCACUGAACUUGUCCAGUAAGGGCGAUCUGGAUUUUCCUGUCCCAGAAAUCGAGCAAGCCACUCUAGCGAUCUGUCAAGGGCUACUGCGGUCUACCUCUAAGUUCAUCCCUUCAGCGGCCAUAUCUAUCGAUCAAAAUCUGAAAUUACGCUCAAAGGCCUUGGAUGAUCUUUCUCGGAUCCUACUUGACCAGAAUAAAAUCAUUGAUCGGCGGAUCUGGUGGGAGCUCCUAUGGGGUGCGGAAAAGCUUGCGGCUCAAAGGGCAAUAUGGAGAUUGGAAGCGAGCGCCAGGAAACGCAAUAGCAGUGGAGCGACAUUCCUUGCGCAUGUUUUGGGACUGAUGAAUGAAAAGUUCAAAACAAAGCUGGACGAUACAGACGAUCCAAUACGGCAGUGGUUUCUGUUUGACAGUUAUCGAAUGGAACAUAUAGUGCCCUGGAUUUUCCAUGCGAUAAAACCUCAGAAAGGGAAUACCUCAAAACAAAUGCGACGAAUGUCAGAACAGAUCCUGGAAGCCGGUGAGUUAUCUCUAGCGGUGUUGGAGACGGCUUUCAGAUAUCGGGAUGAGCAUGCUAGCCAGUUCGGAAUUGGAGAUGGAUAUUUGGAAGAAGGGGUUUUAACCACCAAUUACGAAGGUCUUCCAGAAUUCUGGACUUCACAGAGCAUCAGCUAUUCUGAAAUCGGGCAUUUAUUAGAUCUCGAACUUGACAGCUGCAGAGCUAUACAACAAACUUCAACCAGCUCUGACGGAGGAGAUCAACAAAUAUCUGCGAAAAUUGCACGAAACAGUGCCAGGCACCUUCGGAUAAUGGGCCAAAUGUAUUCUGAGCGGAUCCGCUGGCUCUCAGCCCAAGAAGACCAGAAGCUGAUCGAUGAGGCUUCCGCAACCAAGCAGUCACACAUCAAACAGCGGAGAUGGCAGCUAUUUAAACUGGCUGGCAUCGGGCAACUAAAUGAAGCCAUCGAAUUGGCAGAGAGCUUUCAGGACAUGAGCGCGCUGGUGGAGCUUAUUAUUGAGCUCCAGGACCAAAACAAGGUUGUGUUUACCAACGUAGAUACUCCGGACGGUAUCGAGCUCGACAGGAAAAUAUCCCUUUAUUUCGAGAAAUUCGGAGACGCCUGGGCUGACGCUUUCUUUGGCCGUCAGAUAUCAAUGGGGCAGCCAGGGAUCCUGUUUUCAGCCAAAAAGUUCCAGUCGUUUGUUACUCGGUUCUUGCAUAAGCAUCAGCCUUAUGCCAGGCUCAGCUGGAUUAAUGAUGUGAUAGGUGAGGCCGAUUACGAAUGUGCUGCAAAGACCUUGGAGCAUCUUGCUCUCGAACAAGAACAGGAUGUCUGGGGUCAUCGAGUCAAACUAGCUUUGGCCAAGCUCUCUCAUCUCGCAAGAUGGGAAAAGGACGCGCCCAGCGAUACUCGGGCUUUGCAGAAUGACAUCAAACGCCUCGAGGGUCUUGCGGAGAUGGGUGCUGUGCAAGAAGUCAUUUAUUCAUAUGUCUCACCAGUGUUGCGAGAUGCUAUCGAUCAGAAAGCCGAAAUUGACCUUGCGAUUGACCAUUUUGCAAAAUCCACUGCCCAGAAGCUACCAUCGCUCCAUGAAUUGCUCAAGGAAGCUCUUACUGGGGUGGUAACUAGGAAAAUGCUGAGUCUUGACCAACUUGUGGACGUAUUGACGCUUAUCGAUCCAAGCCAGGAUCCAGAUAUUGGACAGAACGACUUUUCGGGGGACGAGUUCCAUUUAGCGUUACGGGUCAUUCGGCUGGGACACAAUGCUCAGGGAGAUCCAAAUUACAGCCUUGCACUCCAAAAACUUGUUUGGCGAAGAUGCAUUAUCAGGGACAAGUGGGAUGCUACGGGUGGGACAGCUGAACAGAUGGGAAGCGAAACUGAAUCCCCAUUGACCGCCACUGCGCUGUCUCGAACCCUUGCACUGUGCCUCAAUGAUCGUACGGACCCCAGCAAACCUCCACUUUACCGCCCCACUCGUCCACAAGAUGUGCUUUUGAAUGACAGUGAUUCUGCCCUUAUCUCAUCACGAUUUCGUCCAGAGCAACGAGCCCGAAUUAUUCGCGACCUUGAACGAGAAAAUUCAACUCUUCUACGAUAUAUUGAAAAGAGCGAACUUGAAUGUUGGUUCAAGAGUCUGCUCUCCUCCGCAGAAAAAGAAAGGACAUCAGAUGACGCUCUUCAAACCCCCUGCAGUAUGGAUGCGGAGAGCUCAUUGUCCCAAACGAACCGGAAAGAGCGGCUUAGCUGGCUCUAG
Molecule: messenger RNA, 3882 nt
Organism: Aspergillus nidulans FGSC A4
Lineage: Eukaryota; Fungi; Ascomycota; Eurotiomycetes; Eurotiales; Aspergillaceae
Product: protein nup133
Exons: 5
Coding region: 1-3882 (1293 amino acids)
Cellular component (GO): nuclear pore; nuclear envelope
Molecular function (GO): structural constituent of nuclear pore
Source: RefSeq, a predicted model, not a curated record